This is a messenger RNA of Sinocyclocheilus grahami, 2705 nucleotides long. Its product is annotated as disintegrin and metalloproteinase domain-containing protein 10. Bases 253 to 2244 code for a protein of 663 amino acids. NCBI's taxonomy places the organism in Eukaryota, Metazoa, Chordata, Actinopteri, Cypriniformes, Cyprinidae. The transcript is spliced from 14 exons. Gene Ontology annotation, biological process: membrane protein ectodomain proteolysis; Notch signaling pathway. Gene Ontology annotation, cellular component: plasma membrane. The record is from RefSeq and is a predicted model, not a curated record. Gene Ontology annotation, molecular function: metalloendopeptidase activity.
GGAAGUUUCCCAAAAGAAAAAAAAUCCUCUUUAAAGCCUUGGAAGAACAUGAAUGUGGGGGACCCUUUUGCUUAGAACAUGCCAUUGGCAUUUCUCUCGUUUCCCUGAACAAAACGUAUUGAAAAAUCCCAUUAUACUUUAGCAACUGGAUUCAAAUCUACAGACUUCAACAAGUCUGUGUAUGCCUAGUUAGUGUGGUUCAGGCAUGCAAAACCAGAAACAUUCCUCAAGCACCUUUUGAGCUAAGACGACAUGGUACUUUUGAGUGCUUCCAAGAUUUAUCUGCUGAUUUAUAUUUUAUCCAGAGGACAUUUUACAGAAGCUUUACAAGACAUUAGCAAAUACAUAAAAUGCCAUGAAGGCCUGUCUUAUGACCGAGAGCUCAUAAAACAACAGCACCAGCGCAUCAGACGUGAGACACAUCCAAACAAACAAGAGCUUCUUCUAGACUUCAACGCCUUUCAAAGGGAAUUCCACCUGCGUCUCAAGCCAGAUGUAAAUAGCUUCACAGAAGAUUUCAAGAUCCAGUCAGAAGAUGAAACUCAGAUGGUGGAUCUAUCUCACAUAUACUCAGGAGCACUAAAAGAUGAGAAGGAAUCCUCAUGUCAAGGGUCUGUUCUUGAGGGUCAGUUUGAGGGCUCCAUUACAACAGCCAAUGGGACGUUCUACGUCGAGCCCACUGACAGAUACACCACCUCCAACACUGACCACCAUUCCAUUAUUUAUCACGAGGAUGAUGUUGUGAAAUCUUCUCCAUCUUGUGACCCACACCAGAUACCGGUGUCCAGGUCAAAGCGGAAGGUCGACCAGUCCAAAACCAGCUGUCUUCUGCACCUCCAUGCAGACCACCGCUUCUACAAACGCUUUGGAAGUGUUGAAGCUGUUGUGGCUCAGGUUGCCUCCUACAUGAAAGCAGUAAACGACAUUUAUGACAAAGCUGACUUUGAGGGCAUAGAGCUGGUCAACUUCAAAGUGAAAUUCCUCACUGUGAUCACAGAGGAAGAUCCCAGCAGUCCCUUGGGCAAGACUCACAUUGGGCCUGAGAAGCUGUUAAGUCUGUUUUCCGAGAUGAACUGGAGCAACUACUGCCUAUCUUAUCUCCUGACCAACAGAGACUUCAGCGGGGUUCUUGGUCUGGCCUGGGAAGGAAAAACAGAUAACUGGGGAGGAAUCUGCUCUGAAAUGAUUUUGAAGGGUGGUCGCAAUUCCAGCCAUAACACAGGUCUAAUCACUCUUCAGAACUAUGGCUACUACCUUUCUCCCAAACAUGUGCACCUGACCUUCGCCCAUGAGUUGGGCCAUAGUCUUGGAGCCCCUCACGAUGAGGGUUCUGACUGUGGAGGCCUGGAGAUCACCGAUGGCAAAGGCAGGUUCUUGAUGUUCCCUCAAGCCUCAUACAAGAUCGAGGAGAACAGCGACAAGUUCUCCCCCUGCAGCCUGCGACAGAUGAGUCACAUUCUGAAUAUCAAUAAGGACAAAUGCUUUGUAGUUAGUGAGCAGCCCAUUUGUGGAAACCGUAUCGUAGAAGAGGGGGAAGAAUGUGACGUGGGCCAUAAUGAAAGUGAUCCAUGCUGUUACAGCUCGAAGGAACCUGCAGGCAUUGAAUGUCGACUGAAGCCUGACAAACAAUGCAGUCCUAGCCAGGGUCUGUGCUGCAGCUCCCAUUGUGUCUUCAAGGAAGCUGGGCUGAUGUGUGAACGCCAAUCUGAGUGUCGCAACCGAAGUGUAUGCACCGGUUCCUCUGCUGUAUGUCCAGAACCCGCCGCCAAGCCAGACAUGACAAUAUGCAGUGAUGGUACACGUGUUUGUUUUGAUGGGGAAUGUGGCCUGUCUCUCUGUGCGUUGUAUGACAUGGUGCAAUGUGACUGCCUGGGAGAGAACAAGAUGGAGAAGUGCCACAUGUGCUGCCAGCAGAGAGAUAAACCUAAUACCUGCGCAAGCACCACUUCUUCGGUUCUUUUGCACUACUUUAGCGGGAAACGUGUGGCUUUAGUUCCUGGGGCGCCCUGCUCUGGAAACCGAGGUUACUGUGACAGGUUCAAAGUGUGCCGAAUCCUAGACGCAGACGGCCCAAUUGCAAGGCUUAAGAAUUCAUUCUUGAAACUGGAUGAGUUUGAUGACCUGGCUGGUUGGAUGAAGGCUUAUUGGUGGGCGAUACUUCUAGGUAUUCUCGCCAUUUCAGCAGUAAUGGCUGGAACUAUCUGUGUUUUUGGACAGCCACUUGAGAUUGAUGACGACAGGUAAACAUCUCUUCACUUGGGGCCUUCCAGCUGGCAAAAAACACUCCCUGCAAGCAAGAAAACAUUACUUUUGAGGCAACUUAUGAAUGUUCAAAACAUCUGACUGACAUUAAAGGCUGUCCAGAUGCACAGCUGAGAGUCAACUGCAUCUGUACAAACAUGAUUUGAGUUUACUUCGCCUCUUCCAGCCAUGUGUCUCACACCAUUGGUCAUUACAAAGUUAUUUAAACUCCAUUGUUGAUUUGAAAAUUGAAUACUGUCCAGCUUUUCAUCUAUAAAUCAUUGUGCUCUCAGUAACUUUGUACACAAUGUCACCUACGUUUAUUUCAAAGGAAUCCAAGAACAUGACAUUCCGAUUUUGAGAAAGCCGGAUUAUCUCAAUGACAACAGAUGGCUAUAGAUUCAUGGAAAUCGAACAUAGACAGCAUGUUUUUGGGAAUGGCACAAUAAAAAUACAGUAUAUGU